AGUUGAGCUGACUAUUUUUACAGCUUUACAACGUCCUAUAGCUUCUUUCGGUCCUGUACAGUAGCUCCCACCCCCCCACUCAUGCAGCCUGUCAGAAUGCUCUCCACGGUACAUCUGUAGAAGUUUUAGUUGACAUACCAAAUCCCUUCAAACUCCUAAUGAAGUUUUUUCGCUGUCUUGCCUUCUUUAUAGCUGCAUCGAUAUGUUGGGACCAGGUUAGAUCCUCAGAGAUACUGACACCCAGGAACUUGAAAUUUCUCACUCUUGCUCCUGUUCCCUCUUUGUGAAGUCAACAGUCAGCUCUUUGGUCUCGUUGACGAGGUUGUUGCUGUGACACCACUCAACUAGCUGGUAUACCUCGCUCCUGUACGCCCUCUUGUCUCCAUCUGAGACCCUGCCAACACAACAUACACUUUCUUAACCUCCCUAUUCACUUGCAGGCAGCGUCAAGUGAUCCUACAAUCCCUCUGUUCCUCCACAUUGCUAGAAAGUCUGCCGCUAGCCCCGUUUUCCACCUCCAAGUCUGACCGUGCAAAGUGAAUCACCUCACACUUUCCCCGCACUGAACUGCAUCUGCCACGUCUCAGCCCAGCUUUGUCUAUCAAAUCCCGUUGUAACUUACAACCACGACACCACCAGCCAGGACGGUAGAACCUUGUGUGCAGGGGAAUCGCAAGGAGCUGGGUGCUUAAGGCAGCCAUGAAGUAAGAAACUCAGCUGAGGAAAAGGAAGACUUUUCCUGGACCCAGUACGCAGGAAAAGAGAGGAACACCAUGUAAACAAGCACAGAAUUCGGAGCCGAAUUGAGUCCAUCCCUGGAGUAGGCCCAAAGCCUGGGUCUCAGUUCAUCAGAUUAGUGGGGCAAUCGCUGCAGAACCCACAGACACGAGGCACAGCAGCCAGGGGAGUCUCACGGCCUCAGCACGAACUCGGCCCGACCCUCACCCCCGGUCCCGACACCCUCCUUUUCCAGUCAUUUAAAUCGUCAGUUUCAAAAUAACAAAAAAGGAAAAGGGCCUGAAGCAAAAGUUUGGGCACCCUGCAUGGCUUCAAGCAUGGCCGAGCCCCGCAGGAGGCGGAUGGAGGAGGAUGAGGAAGAAGAGGAGGCAGAGGUGGAGGAGGUCCCGGGAGGCUUCACCAUCCGGCCCUGCCAGCGCAGCGACUUCGAGGCAGUACGGCGGCUGUACCGGGAGGCGGCAGCCGAGCAGGUGGGGACGGCCUUCCGCCAGGCUCUGCGGCGGCCCGCAGUCCGGACCCUGCUGAGCCUCUGCGCCGCCCUGCCCUGCCUGGGCCUGUGGCUGGGCCUGGGGCCCGGGCUUUGGGCCGCUGCCACCCUGGCGGGCCCAGCGCUGGCCGCCGCCUCCCUCUACGGGGCCUGCCUGCGUUUCGGCCGGGCCUCGGCCGCUGGACCGCUGCGGGAAGACCUGGCCGACAUUGACGGCUACUUCCUGCGGCCCCGCGACGCCGGCCUCUGGGUGGCUGAGGUGGGUCGGGCCGGCCCGCCGGUGGGGAUGGUGGCGGUCAUGGCCGAGACCGACGGCCCGGCCGGCAGCUGCGAGCUGUGUCGGUUGGCCGUGGCCCCAGGGCUGCGGCGCCGCGGGCUGGGCUGGGCCCUCUUCAGCCGGGCGCUGCGCUUUGCCCGGGCCCGCGGCUACCGCCUCUGCCUCAUCUACACCUCAUCGGCAAACCCGGCCGCCCUGCCCCUGUACAAGGCGGCCGGUUUCCACCUGCACCGGGCCUACCCCCCGCCUGAGGUCGGGCCCCUGGUCCAACUCCUCUGCCAAGUCACUGACUACGUGCUGACCCUCCGCCUCUCAGACACCCACCCUAGGGUAGAGUGCACGGCGGGGCUCGGGGCCUACAAUGGAGGGAUGCAGGAUGCCCGUUAGAGCACUGUGCGAUUGUCCAAUGAGGCUGAGUAGGAAAUAUCUGGUGGUCCCUCAUUGAAUUACACCCCAUAGCGGGUAUUGAGGAACGUGCAAACAGGGAAUAGGACAUUCCCUCAAUGGCUGGUGUUCAGGAAUGGCCCAGCAGUGCGGGGACUGAUCUGCUGUUUAUCAGUGCAGAGUAUUGAGGGACAAUUCCUCAGUGGAGUUGAUUGAUGCGCCCUUUUGAAGCUGGGGAGGGGAAUUCAGGAAUGAUCCACUGUAGGGAUAGGGGAUUGAGGGACGGUCCCUUCUUGUUAAGGGAGGGAUAAAAGGACUGAGCAAUUGGGGGACAGUCCCUCAAUGGUGGUAAUCAGUCCAUCGGUGUGGGGGAUUGAGAGGUGGUCCCUUGGCUGAAUUGAUUGACCGUCCCUCAAUGGGGUUACUGAAGGACAGUCCCUCAGUGGCAUGAAAGGAUUGCCCAGGCCCCUACUCUGUCCCUGUCUCAUCCUGGGAUCAUAUCGGGCAGGAGGGUGAUGGGAGUGUGAGAGGGGACAGGGGAGGGGACUGAUGAUGGGCAGCACCUCUCUAUCCCGCACAGACGGUGGAGAGCUCGAUAGGGCACAGGGUCCACAUCGUGCAUUCUGUUGUCGAGCACCCUUCCACUACGUUGUAUAACAGACAAUAAUUAGCUCAGAGUGGAUGAAGCAUAGGUGUGUUUACUCGCUGUGGGGGAAGACUGUCACCACACAACAGUCGGGGAUGGCUUCCGGGAAACGGGCAGCAGAGUCACUACUUUAUACACAAGUCUUAUCGACCUGUGCUAGUUCAAGGAAAGGGUGCAUUUUGGUUUGUCUGAUUAAUCAGUGUAGCUGACCGAAUCCACGUGUCUUUCUGCAGUUUGUCAGACACUCAGGGUUCAUUGACAUCCUGUUGCACAAACACUAUAUGCAAAGCACGCUGGAACAGGACAGGUUCAACUUUGCUACAGACAAAAAUGCCAUUUUGUUACUCCAAGUAAAAUACACUUCCACAUCUACGGCAGAUUGUAAACUGAUGUACAAAUAAAGGUGCUGGGAACAGCAGGUGAACACAGA
This is a messenger RNA of Hypanus sabinus (Atlantic stingray), 2962 nucleotides long. Its product is annotated as N-acetyltransferase 8-like. Gene Ontology annotation, molecular function: N-acetyltransferase activity. The transcript is spliced from 4 exons. The coding region runs from base 1044 to 1889 and encodes 281 amino acids. The record is from RefSeq and is a predicted model, not a curated record. NCBI's taxonomy places the organism in Eukaryota, Metazoa, Chordata, Chondrichthyes, Myliobatiformes, Dasyatidae.